Messenger RNA from Coprinopsis cinerea okayama7#130, 1017 nucleotides. RefSeq names its product eukaryotic translation initiation factor 3. Gene Ontology annotation, biological process: cytoplasmic translational initiation. Gene Ontology annotation, cellular component: cytoplasm; eukaryotic translation initiation factor 3 complex, eIF3m. Bases 1 to 1017 code for a protein of 338 amino acids. Lineage: Eukaryota; Fungi; Basidiomycota; Agaricomycetes; Agaricales; Psathyrellaceae. The record is from RefSeq and is a predicted model, not a curated record. The transcript has 6 exons. Gene Ontology annotation, molecular function: RNA binding; protein binding; translation initiation factor activity.
AUGUCAGGACAUGAACGAUCCCUAACACAGAUCAAGUUCAACCUCGAGGGAGACCUCUUGUUCACCUGCUCGAAGGACAGUGUUAUCAACGUAUGGUACUCUCACAACGGUGAACGACUAGGAACGUACGAUGGACAUAACGGAACAGUUUGGACGGUGGAUGUGGACCUUGUAUUGAAGGGCCCUCGAUUUCACCCAGCAUCGACACAAUAUAUGAUUUCCGGAUCUGCCGAUAACGCUAUGAAGCUAUGGGAAGUUUCGACCGGCAAAUGCUUGUACACCUGGGAGUUCCCGACGGCAGUGAAGCGCGUAGCUUUCAACGAGGACGGGACCCAGGUGGUUUGCAUCACAGAACAACGAAUGGGAUACCAAUGCGCCAUCCGAGUCUUCAGAAUCAACAAAGAUGACCCCAAGAACCAAUCGAAGGAGCCAUUGUACAUGUUCAACCCUAUCGGCUCAAAGGCAACCGUCUGCGCCUUCACCCUCACCCCUAACAUCAUCAUCACUGGCCACGAGUCAGGAAAGGUCGCCCUUUUCGACGUCAAGUCUGGAGAAGAGAUCAAUAACAACGAGCGCGCUCAUGGUGAUGUGAUCACCGAUUUGCAGCUUAGCAAGGACCGAACAUACUGCAUCACCAGCAGCAAGGAUAAAUCCGCCCGUAUACAUGAUACCAAAAACCUGAUGGUCAUCAAAACCUUUACGACGGAAACGCCUCUAAACAGUGCCGCGAUCGCCCCUAAUCGCCCUUAUGUUCUCCUCGGUGGUGGACAGGAAGCUAUGAACGUCACGACAACAUCCUUGCGACAAGGAAAGUUCGAAACUCGGUUUUGGCACAAGGUGUUCGAGGAGGAGAUUGGCCGAGUGAAGGGUCACUUCGGUCCUAUCAACACCAUUGCCAUCCACCCCGCCGGCACUGGAUACGCAUCUGGGGGAGAGGACGGUUUCGUGCGGGUGCACCACUUCGACGAGUCAUACUUCAAGGCCAAACCAUACGGAGACCUGGAAAUAAUUGAUUAG